CUUCAGAGAACGUUAGAUAUUGCGAAGAAAAUAUGGAGUUUCUGAUCAAGAGUAUGUUCUUUGCAUUUAUCCUUUCAAAUCCACCGAAGGGAUAUGCCACUGCAAUCAAAGCUUCAUUAGAAACAUCUUCAGGAGUUAUUACAAACUACAUUACUACCACUCACUUUAACUGGUCAGGAGGAGGGAGCGAGCCAACACCAAUUAACAGUAAUAAUGACACAAUUUCUGUUUCCGAUUCAGCAAGAAAUGAUGGAGCAUCAUUUGUAUCAAAUCCUGCAAAAGGUAUUGGGGUCUCAUCUUUGUCUGCACCAGAAGAAUCCAUUGUAGAAAGACAAUACAAUAAUCGUGAUGAAGCAGAAUUUGCUAUUGAGGGAGAACCUUCAAUUAAACGUAUCGGUGAUGCAAUCUUAUCUGGUGCGAGCAUUGGAAAAAAUCUAUACGACAGUAUUAAUUUAGGUAUUGGUGGAACACUUGGAUCUUUAUUUGGAAGUACUGGUAAAGCAGCCCCUUCAGGUGAAAAAAUUGUUGAAAACAAAAACGCAAACACUUGUAAACCAGGUUUCCCAUUUGCAGAUGUAAAUUGUUUUAAAGGGAUUGAUGAUAAAAUCACAUCAGUAGGACAUGCUGUAGCAACAAAAUACGGCAAUACUGAUAAACCAAUUGCUCCUGGAGGAGUAUCUUCAAAUGGGGUUAUUAAUGGUGCAGUCACACCAGGAAAGAGGGUUGUAGUAACACACGAUAAUUCUGGUAAACCAGUAUUUACUGUUGGAGGAGUAUCUUCAUUCCCAGGGAUGAGUAGUGCCGCCGCACCAGAAAGGAGCAUCUCAGCAAUAAAUUAUGGUAAUUCUGGUGAAGCAGGAGCUGCUAUUGGGGGAAUACCUUCACUUGAAGGUAUUGGUGAUAUAGCCGCACCUAGAGGGAACGUUGUAAACACGCAAUACGGCAAUACUGGUUCAGCUCUUAGUGGACUAUUAUCUUUACUUGGUGCUACUGGUGAUUCACCCGUAUUAGGAGCAAAAGAUGUAGGAACACAAAACAAUAAUUCUGGUAAACCAGUAUUUACUGUUGGAGGAGUAUCUUCAUUCCCAGGGAUGAGUAGUGCCGCCGCACCAGAAAGGAGCAUCUCAGCAAUAAAUUAUGGUAAUUCUGGUGAAGCAGGAGCUGCUAUUGGGGGAAUACCUUCACCUAAAGGAAUUGGUGAUAUAGCCGCACCUAGAGGGAACGUUGUAAACACGCAAUUCGGCAAUACUGGUUCAGCUCUUAGUGGACUAUUAUCUUUACUUGGACCCUUUGGUGAUUCAGCCGUAUUAAGAACAAAAGAUGUAGGAACACAGAACGAUAAUUCUGGUAAACCAGGACUCCCACUUGGAGGGGUAUCUUCAUUUCCAGACAUAAAUGGUGCCAUCGCACCCGAAAGGAGCGUUUCCGCAAUAAAUUACGGUAUUUCUGGUGAAGCAGGAGCUGCUAUUGGGGGAAUACCUUCACUUGGAGGUAUUGGUGAUAUAGCCGCACCUAGAGGGAACGUUGUAAACACGCAAUACGGCAAUACUGGUUCAGAUCUUGGUGGAUUAUUAUCUUUAGUUGGGGGCACUGGUGAUUCUGCCACAUUAGGAGCAAAGGGUGUAGAAACACAAAACGAUAAUUCUGGUAAAGCAGGACUCUCUCUUGGAGGAUUAUCUUCAUUCCCAGGCGCCGUCCCACCAGAAAGGAGCGUUUCAGCAAUAAAUUACGGUAAUUCUGGUGAAACAGGAGCUGCUAUUGGGAGUAUACCUUCAUUUGAAAGUGUUGGAGAUAUAGCUGCAUCUAGAGGGAAUGUUGUAAAAACGCAAUGCGACAAUGUUGGUUCAGCUCUUGGUGGAGUACCUUUAGUUGCAGGUAUUGGAGGAGGUGCAGCCGCACCAAGUAUGCACGGCAGUACUAUUAAAACUGGCCAUGAGGGAUUAUCCUCAUUUGGAGGUAACGGUGCAGUUGUAUCAGGUGGAAACAUUGUAGGAACACAAUAUGCCAAUUCUGUUAAACCUGGGAUUGCUCUUGCAAAAGCGUCUUCAUUUGGAGGUGUAAGUGGUGCAGUCGCGCCAGAAAGAAAUGCUGCAGUAACUCUAUACGGCAAUACUGGUCCUGCAGCCACAUCAGAAGGGGAUGCUGUAGGAAUAUGGCAUGACAAGAUUGGCGGAGCAGGAUUUUCACAGGAACGAAUACCUUCAAUUGGCGCAGCUGCAUCAGCUGGUAAUGUUGGAGAAUCACAGUAUAACAGUGCUGGUUCUGCUUUUGGUGAACCAUUAUUAGCUGGAGGCAUAAACUUACCAGUGUUGAACCAUAGAUUAAUGCCAUACAGCAAUAUUAAAGCAUCUGACGCCCCUGGAGCCAACCAUCCAGUAGUUUCGAAUUCUCCUGGAUCCAGUGCAUCGUUUUCUAUCCACGGAUGAACUUAUAUGCUGCGUUAUAGUUAUUAGA
Messenger RNA from Argiope bruennichi, 2454 nucleotides. RefSeq names its product collagen alpha-2(I) chain-like. NCBI's taxonomy places the organism in Eukaryota, Metazoa, Arthropoda, Arachnida, Araneae, Araneidae. The coding region runs from base 33 to 2426 and encodes 797 amino acids. The transcript is spliced from 2 exons. The record is from RefSeq and is a predicted model, not a curated record.